AUUAUGAACGAAAAAGAUUCUGGGAGUACUCUGCAGAGUCAGUUGAGAAAUGGGAAAAGAAGCAAGAAAAGAAAUUGAAAAGAUCUGACGUCGCAUUCACCGAUUAUAAUCAAGUCGCACAUAAAAAAUAUAAAAGAAUGAUAAAUGAUUUUACUCCUGACUUAAAUGCAUAUAAUGAAAAAAAGGCUGCUGCUAUGGCAUUAGCGAGUGUUGUCACUGCUGCAGAUGGAGAAGUUGUUUCAAUUGAUGCAGA
Racocetra fulgida is the source of this 253-nucleotide messenger RNA. The record is from the annotation of a GenBank genome assembly. Lineage: Eukaryota; Fungi; Glomeromycota; Glomeromycetes; Diversisporales; Gigasporaceae.